GUUCGUUUUUUUCAUCGUCGUUUUUUCAUGGUCGUAGUUGUUAAUGUCAGGUUUUCUUGUUUCUCGUCAUUAAAGAUUCACUCUAUUGUCGAUGUUCGUAUAUUGACAUGACAUUCGAACGAUGAAUUAAGAAUUUGACGAGCUUCAAGAGUUGGCAUUUCACGAUAGUCAUGCUCUUAAAAUUGCUUGUUAUUAGUAAAUUAUCCAGCAGUACAAUCUGAGCUCAGCCCAAGUCGCUUUAAUAUAUUGUGACGAGGAGGAUCAACAAUAGUAAAUCAUGAAUCAUCAUUUUUUACUUAUCAAAGCGAAUGUCAUAAAAACAAAUUUCCAAUUCUUCGAUUUUAUAAAAUGAUAUUCCUAUCAAUUUUUCAGAUAUGUAUAAUGUCGCCAAUUGUGCGCAGAAUCAAAGUUGAUGCUGGAGAAGCAAAGUUGAUACUGGUAAUGUCAUUGGCAAUUCACGCUAUCGCCAAAUCUUGUAUUUAUACAUCGCCAUUGACGCUGCAAUUGUUAUUGGAAUAUGCAGAAUGGCGAUCUUGGGAUCAAGUGGUACUCUUCGAUAAUGUCAGUCCAUUUAACAAUUGCGCUCUUAAUUAUGCUCGGCCAUUAAUUGAGUGUUUCGGUGAAAAGGGCAUCAGUGUGUCUUUACAAUCGGCAACAAAUCCAAAUAUACCAGACGCUCUUACGAUUCGAACCCAUCGUAUUGGCUCAAUUGUCCUUUUGGACGGACUUAAUUUAACAUCACCUGAUAAUAUUAUUCAAAUGGCCUCUCAGAAAUUUUUGUUCAACUAUUACAUCUCUUGGCUUAUGGUGACCACAAGAAAAAAUGAUUCCACUAUCGAUACCGUUCUUCGGGACUUAAAUAUCGGCAUCGACAGUGAUGUGGUCGUAGCUACUUCACCAUUACUAAAUGACACUGUCGCUUGGAUGUACGCUCAGAAAUAUCGAGACAAAAUAUGUCGGUCUCUUCGACGAUACGGUGAUCGUUUUGAAUUUACUGGACCACCGGAACGACGUAACAUCGAGAACGCCACGAUGAACCUGAGCUAUGUCACUGAGGAGAAUCGCACGGUGUCAUUCUACUUGGUGCAUACCUACAAAAUACGGCAUUCCGACAAUGCGAGUUUAAUUGUUCGAUAUCUCGGUUUCUGGAAUCCAGAAUCUCAUACUCUUAAACUGCCGAUGAGCGUAAAAUUGAGAAGUGAUUUCAAUGGCCUGCCCAUUGUCUUCGGCGUGUUGAAUGGAACCAGCGAUGGACAGACGGACGCUGCCGAGGCCGAAGCCACCGCCAAUGACAUCGCACCACUUUUAGAUUUUGCUACCAUUGUCACGAGCAGUGUAAAUGCCAGUAUAGAAUUGGUGCCCCAUGAAAAACUCGGUACAUUAACUAACAAGGUAUGGAGCCAUCUUCUUGGCGAUGUUGUAGCUGGUACUGUUGACAUUGGUUUAGGAUAUAUAACAGCGAACGACGAGGAGCGUUGGUCAGAAAUGACAUUUAGUCACCCUUUGAUACGUUACAUGAGAAAUAUUUAUUACCAUCCGUUGGAGACCGGCACGAUGAGAGAUAUAUUUUUGCAACCAUUUGAUAACCGAUUACUCGGCUGCGUCGCAGGAACAUAUCUCAUUAUGUUAAUUGCAAUGGCAACAGUUAUCUAUGCUACUAAAACGGUUUUGCACGAUGAAGAUGAAAAACAUGUCGGGAUUGGAGAAUCUGCACUUUGGUGCUUGAGUAUUAUGUGCAUGCAAGGAUCACCUUGGACACCUCGAAAUCCAUCUGGAAAAACUCUCUUGUUAUUUAGUCUGAUAUUUUCCCUCGUCAUAUAUAAUGCUUAUGCCGGCUUUAUCACGUCCAUUUUGUCGGUGCAAGCUACUGGAAUUAAAUCAAUCACCGAUCUUCUUUUUAAUAACUUCAAAUUAGGAUACAGUGUUGCUGACGAUACUUAUAUAAGAAAUGCGAAUGACAGUAAUCUCCGUCAGUUGUACAUAAAGGCAUUCAACAAUCGUGAAUCUCGUUUGGAGACAAGAACUGGCCUCAUGAAAGCUGUCAAAGGAAGAUACGGAUUCUUCGUUAGCGCAACCCUCGCACGGCGAGCCCUUAGAACAACCUUCAUACAGGAACGAUGCAUCUUGAAAGAAUUGCUUCUUCCACAAACGCUUACAAUCGUUGCUCUUCCUAUGGCAAAAAGUUGCCCGUAUAGAAAGAUCAUCAAUCUCAAUAUAUUGCGUAUAUAUGAACGAGGUGUUCUGGACAAGAUACAGGAACGGAUGCUGCCGACGAUGCCGCGAUGCGCGGCAUCAGCGGCUUUCCACAGUGCGAGGUUCGCUGAUGUUUACUCGGCCUUCUUCCUGCUAAUGGCGGGCAUAGUCAUUGCAAUCUCCAUCGGCAUCAUCGAAAGGAUAUGGAACAAACGGAGGCAAAUGCGGGAGACCAUUGUGCGCGGUAUACGCGAACACAACCUGAUACCGCACCUUCACUUCCAUCAUCAUCACGACGGUUCCAGUGACCGUCGUCCUCAUCUCCACAUCGCUGCUCCGACAGGCAAAUUACGCGGCUACGAUCCCGCUUAUCUGACCAUGCUGCAGAAUCACGCUCGUCAAGUACAGUCGUUCGUUGGUUUCCAGGAUCGUGAUACUUCCCCGGAGAAACUAAAAAAUCUGGAAUCGCGUGUGCAGGUGCGACGAAGAUCGAUAGGUCCCAAAAGAGCGUCUUGGUCUUCUUUCUCGGGUUUGUCCAAGAAGAAAAUAAGAUCAUCCGAGAGAAUUCUGCCACCUUCGAAUACAGAGAAUAUUCGAAUCUUUCCAUUUCACAAUUAAACAGGUUUUUUUUUUUUAAGUGUGAUAUACUAGUCUCGCUUAUUUAGUUACAAACAUUUUUAAUAACUGCGACGAUAUAUCUAAUGAUAAUUUGAUUUUAUUUUCAGGCA
This is a messenger RNA of Pogonomyrmex barbatus (red harvester ant), 2921 nucleotides long. Its product is annotated as glutamate receptor ionotropic, delta-2. The record is from RefSeq and is a predicted model, not a curated record. Gene Ontology annotation, molecular function: ligand-gated monoatomic ion channel activity. Lineage: Eukaryota; Metazoa; Arthropoda; Insecta; Hymenoptera; Formicidae. Gene Ontology annotation, cellular component: membrane.